AUGGCAACUCAAUCACCUAGAACUCGAACUUUGAUAUUGGGAUGUGAUUUUUCAACAUUUCACAUUUAUUGGAGAUAUUUUGCUCAAGCACAAGAUCGCGAAGUUGUUGGAUUUGUCUAUUGCGAAGAUGGUGAACCUCCGAUUCGACAUUUUAAAGGAAUCUACAAACAUCCUCACUCAAUAUAUUCUCUAAGGAGUUUAGAACGAACUAUUGUUGAAAAAAGAAUCCAAACUUGCGUCAUUCAAGCGCAAAAUAUUCCAAUGCCAGUUGUUCAGUCUCUUAUCAACAGAAUUCUUUCAACCGGUACAUGUGGAUUUGAGUUCUUACCGAAAGCAUCUCUUGUAGUUAAAUCUUUUAAACCUGUAAUUACUUUAACUUCUCUUGCACCAAAAUUAGGCAAAACGCAAGUUGGCUUAUACUUCUGCUCAUUACUAAAGAAAAAUUAUGACAGAGUUGCUAUCAUUUACCCAUUACAUCGAUUCCAAGUCAAAGAUGAUGUAUUUUACAUCGAAAAAUCACCUCAUUACGAGUUUAAUCAAGAUGAUGUGAUCGAACCAGGCUUAUUUACACCAGAAGAAGAGACUCAAAUUAAGAAUUACCAAGCUUGUGGCGCAUAUAAAAUUUUUGUUACAGCAGAUUACAGAAAAUCCGUAAUAUGCGCCGAGCAAUGUGCAAAUAUUAUUGUUUUCGAUGCGAGCGCAUGCGAAAUUCCUUAUAUUAACGCUGAUGCAGAAUUUUGUGUUGUUUCAGCCGAAACUCUUGAUAAUGUUCGUUCGAAAUCUCUUUGGCCAGGCAUAGUUAACGUCAUGGUCAGUGAAAAUAUUAUUGUUCUUGAGAGAGGAUCGAAAGAACUGCCAAGACAAGUGAAAAUUUCAAUUGAUAACAUUCUCAAAGAGCAUACUGUUAUGUAUGCAUUAUCGCAAGCAGUCAUUGAUGAUCCUCAUGCUCAAGAAAUGGCAAAUCGAUCAGUUUUAGUUAUUGAUCCUGAAAAUGUCGAAAACGGACCACAAAUUGCUAGCAAAUACGGCGCAAUACAAAUACAAAGAUCUACGUCACCAUUAUACCCAUUAAAUAUGCAAACAGAUGAAAGUUUGAACUCAAUCGUAAAUACAAUCAAUAGCAGCAACGCAGACGUCAUAUUAGUAACAAUUAAUCAAUCUAUUCCGAAUAUUGAUAACAAGAAAACAAUUUUAUACACUUCCCUCGAACUUAAUUUCAUAAAUGACUCAUUACGUAAAUACAUCAACAAAUUCUUCAACAACCAACUAUCUCCACCUCUCAAAGACCACUUUGAGGCCCAGGUUGAUAUCAUUAUGGCCUUAUCUCAAGCAUCAGAAAAAGAAUUGUUUGUUCUCAACAACGAUAGCGCAAACAGAGAGGCAUUUGUCCGACUAUUUUUACGAUCCCACCUUCCUACUGGCUUUCGAGUCACUACCGGCGAAAUUAUUGAUUGUUCGAUGAAUCAAACCGGCCAACUCGACGUAAUCAUCGUUAACGAUGCCUGCCCGAGAUUUACUAUUGAUGGAACCGAUACAGUUAUCUCUCCUGUCCCAGCAGAUUCUGUUUUAGGCGUAAUUGAGGUUAAAACAACGCUAACUCAAGAAUCUUUAAAGAAAGCCUUGAGCCAAAUGAGGCCAGUAAAGGCUCUGAUGCCUUCCCAUGCUACUUUGCAGCUUGCUGACGGUCAUAUUGUCGAAGAUCCUCUAAAAGGCAAAAUUAUUACCGGAAUUUUCAGUUUCGCGCCAUCUACGGACAUUGAGGAGAAGAUUCCUUCAAUUUUGAAGAUGUAUCCGAAAUGUGCAGAUUUUAUCGUAUUACCGAACAAUUUCUGUUUCUUUUCGGAGGAAACUCUUAAAGUCUGUGGCAUGUCCAUUGGCGAACAUGACGUUAUUAACGGCUACGCGAAGUUUACUGCGAAAGGUAUGGGAUUAGCUCUUAUUUUCGGAAUUUUGAAUGCCUUGGCCGCAACGAGGAGGUUUUCUGGCCUCCACUGUAUUAAGUAUUUGAGCGGAAACUGGGGUGGCCGAAAAGAUCUCAUCGAAAGGAACAUGAUGGAGCAAAGGGAUAAGAUGAGGCACCUUGGAAAGUACGUAAUCAAACUUAAUCCCGGCGAAAAAGAGGCUUUCUUCAGACAAAGAUCAAAUUUGAUGAAUAGAGUUAACGAAAUCAAUCAAAUAAUACAAGGUUCAACAUUAGUAAGUGAACCAGAGGACAAAGGAACAGAGUAA
Molecule: messenger RNA, 2229 nt
Organism: Trichomonas vaginalis G3
Lineage: Eukaryota; Parabasalia; Trichomonadida; Trichomonadidae
Product: SLL0572 protein family
Exons: 1
Coding region: 1-2229 (742 amino acids)
Source: RefSeq, a predicted model, not a curated record